AUGCGUGCAGACCUUUGUUCUCAUGCAGAGGGAACGCUGAUACCCGAGCUGCAGCGCCAGGGUCUCCGCAUCCCUCUGCAGCCCGUUCCCGUUAUCGACGACAACGGGUACAUGUGCGUCGACCCACUUGUGGACGUUCGAAGAGAGCUACUUGACCACAAACAGAAGUUCGUUGUGCUGGAGCAUGACAUACAGGUUCUUACGGCCAAGAUCGAGUUUCUGGCCAUCAGCAAAGGCGUGACGUCGGACGAGUUAGACGCGGGAGCGCGCCAACACCUCGGUGCCGUAGCCGAGACGGUGGUGCCGUCGGCGACUCCACGGAAGCAGGCCACAGACGGAAGUGGCCAGAUAGAGAGCGCGAGGACUCCUCAGCCGCGUGCACCGGCGGCAGUGCCUGCAAUCUCUCCCUGCCCUGCACCGCGCACACCUGCCAUGAAAGAUGGCCAUGUAGCUGCUGGCGUAGCGACACCUGCUGUGGUCUGGCAACAAGAGCGCGGCCAGCUUGCACUGGCCUUGCGCAGCCGCGCCUCGACUCCCGUGCCUGCCGCGGCAGGUAACCCCGGAAGGGCCGCAAGCAGCGGACGGACGGGAGUCAUGUGUAACGCAGUGAAGCAGAGGUACUACGUGCGGAUCAUAUCUGCUCGCCGGCAGCAGGUUCGUCUGGGGUCCUGCACGGUGCAGCUGUCCGACGGGGAGAGGCAGGCGCUAGCCGGCUGCACCGAGGAGAGUCUAAGGCUUCUCGUGAAGUACAGGCGCUGGAACAGAUGGAGGGAGUGGAGAGCCGCCUUGGAGGGUCUGGAUGAUGCCCAGGCGCCCGAGGCCCGUUCGCGGCGAAAGGGCAGAGUCCCCCGGGUCAUGCAUGACGUUGAGGAGGUGGAGGCGACCACGCCCGCUACGGAGGACCAGCCUAUGGCUCUUGAACCUGAGGACCCACCAGAGGAUUACACAGAUGACGAGGCGUCUGUUGACGAUGAUGCUGUGUAUGAACCAGAGGGCGAUGCCAUGGAGGAUGAGGAUGACUGGGAGGAGGUCAACAAGGAGGACACUGCUGCAUGA
Messenger RNA from Closterium sp. Naga37s-1, 1056 nucleotides. Lineage: Eukaryota; Viridiplantae; Streptophyta; Zygnematophyceae; Desmidiales; Closteriaceae. The record is from the annotation of a GenBank genome assembly.